Messenger RNA from Penicillium nucicola, 1278 nucleotides. RefSeq names its product epoxide hydrolase. The record is from RefSeq and is a predicted model, not a curated record. Gene Ontology annotation, biological process: epoxide metabolic process. The coding region runs from base 1 to 1278 and encodes 425 amino acids. NCBI's taxonomy places the organism in Eukaryota, Fungi, Ascomycota, Eurotiomycetes, Eurotiales, Aspergillaceae. Gene Ontology annotation, molecular function: epoxide hydrolase activity. The transcript has 4 exons.
AUGUCUUCCGUGAAUCCAUACACGAUCGCCGUCCCAGACGAGCAACUCCAGCGGCUCCGCCAGAAGCUGGAGCACGCAACCUUCCCCGAUGAACUGGAUGCCUCAGGUUGGGAGAUGGGGGUUCCCCUUGGUGGAAUCAAGAGACUUGUCACUGUUUGGCGUGACAGUUUUGACUGGCGAGCUCAAGAAACUAAAUUGAAUGAGCAGCUCAAACAAGUCAGUGUCAAAGUGGAUAUAGAUGGGUUCGGGAAGCUGGAUAUACAUGCCGUGCAUCACCGCUGCGAGAAUCCCAAUGCAAUUCCAUUGCUGUUUAUUCAUGGAUGGCCGGGAAGCUUCCUCGAAGCGACAAAGCUUAUACCACUGCUCACCAAGAACGAUGAGGAUGGCCCAGUAUUUGAUAUCGUGGUACCCUCAUUGCCCAACUUUGGAUUCUCACAGGGUGUCAACAAGAGAGGCUUUGGACUAGCUCAAUACGCCGAAACCCUCCACAAAGUAAUGACAACCCUAGGGUACAAAGAAUAUAGCGGGGACUGGGGCAGCAUGAUAGCACGCAGCAUAUCCCAAUUCUACCCAGAACACACGCAAGCAAUCCACCUAAACUUCAUUCCUGUCAUUCCGCCCUACCCCUGGCGAAGCCCCUUCCAAUUCCUAAAAUCCCUCCUAUCAGUCCCCUUCUCCGCAAAAGACCGCGGCUCCAUCGCCCGGUCCGUGGGAUACUUCACCCGCGACAAUGCCUAUAUGAAAGUACAAGAGACUCGACCCCAGACGCUGGGAUAUGGGCUGCAUGAUAGUCCCGUUGGACUGCUUGCUUGGAUCUAUGACAAGAUGCAUUCUUGGUCGGAUGGGUAUCCGUGGACCGAUGAGGAGAUUUUGACGUGGGUGAGUGUUUAUUACUUUUCUACUGCCGGGCCGAUGGCAGCGACGAGGAUCUACUAUGAAGCCUCGGCGCCGAAGAGGGAUGAUGAUGAGGCAGAAGGUGAAGCUGAAGGUGAUAAGCUGAAAACGGGGCAUUUGAGGUAUAUCUCGCUUCAGCAGGUUCUUGGGGCAAGGGCUCCGCAGAAUGUGCGCUUCGCUGUUGCACAGUUUGCAGAGGAACUUGUUAUGUUUCCUUUUGCUUGGUAUCGGUCAAUUGGAAAUGUGGUUCGAGAAACAGAGUACGACCAUGGUGGUCAUUUUGCGGCUUGGGAGGUACCAGAGUUGCUGGCGGAUGAUUUGAAGGCGUUCCUGGGUAAAGAUGGACCGGCCUACGGGGCUGUAGCUGACAGGGAUGGAUAUUGA